UAUUCUGUGCAAGCAGGAAAUGACUGCGCUUGCGUGAAAAGUUAGUUUCUUGUUUAGUUUCUCGAUUAUAAUAUACAAGUACUAUUGAUUUCAACUAAAAAUAAAUCAGUGCAACGAUACAAUAGCUUUAAAGAUCGAUAUCUUAUUGUAAAACAAGUAAUUUUUUAAUUUUGGGAGAAUAAGACUUAAAUAUGGCGUCAAUUGGUCGUGGUCGUGGAUGGCUACAGCAUGACAAAAGCCCAUUGCCUAAACCUGGAAAAUCGACAUGUCCCGAGGAUGUUAAUCAUGCCGAUAUCGUUAACCUAAUUAACCAGGUUAACGACGAGAAUUUGAUGGAAAAAGUAGAUGAAAUUGUAAAAUUGGUCAAUGAUACAAUGAACGAACAAAAUUUUAAGAACAUACACGAAAAACUUUAUAAACAUGCUUUAAAUGAUAAGGAGUUUGGUUUGAAAUUGUGGGAGGUAUAUAGUAGCUCUAUGUUCAAAAACACGCAUGAUUCUGAAAACAGAAGUUUAUAUUCCCAUUUAGUGAAGUCUUUUCAAGUUGAUUAUGAAAGAAGAAAAGAUUUAAGGGAAGAGAAUGUAACACAAUUUCAUAAUGCUAUUUGUCUAUUUUCGAAAUUUUUAAGUUGUAGGAAAUAUAUUUCUGCAAGAACAGUACUCUUGGCAUUAUUGGAUUACAUGGAAAUGCUAGUGGACACAGCUUCUGCUGAUGAUAUCAAAAUUUUUGCAGAACUAGUAAUUAUACAUGGACAAUAUUAUCACAGUUCUUUUAAAGAAGAAAUGGGUAACUUAAUGAUUACUGUAAGGGAAAAAUUAAUCAAAGACAAUUUAUCUGUUACAUCUCGUGGAAUUUUAUUAUAUGUAAUAGAUCUAGAAAGUAGGAAUUUUAAUCCACUUCCUAAAAGUCUACAGGAAUUUUAUAAAUCUCAGUUGGAAAGUAAUUUUAAAGAAGGGGAUAAUAAUGUGAUAAUUAAAUCUUUAACAAUAGUGGAAGAUGGUAAUGACAAAUAAUAUUUAACACCUUAGGGAAUGCUUGUGUAUUUAUUAAGUGACGAAUAAAUGGCCAGUUGUAGAGCAUAAUUCUUCAAAGAAUAACUCAAAUCAUCAGAAGCAAGAUCGUAAUCUUGUAAAAAAUCAAAGUUUAAGGGCAAUUCGAGGUUCUGGUGAUUGCAGAUAUAAACAGACUAAUAAUAUGAAACAAGAAAAA
Molecule: messenger RNA, 1209 nt
Organism: Osmia lignaria (orchard mason bee)
Lineage: Eukaryota; Metazoa; Arthropoda; Insecta; Hymenoptera; Megachilidae
Source: RefSeq, a predicted model, not a curated record